AGUCCCAGGCAGCGCGCGGCAGGGCGCAGUCGCGGACAGGCGCUGGACGAGGCAGGACGACGAUGGGCGCCGCCGUGCAGUGAGCGACGUCUGGCCAGCUGAGGGGUGGAGGAGGCGUGGCCGGCGAGGCAGCGAGGACUGUGAGCUCGCGCGCGAGUCCCCAGGAGGGUCCGCGAUGACGCCCGGGGGGUUGACGCCCCACCAAGAGGAGGAGGCAGUCCCCCAGCUCACCGCCGCCGCCGCCGCCAGCCAUGUCUCCGGGGGCAGUUCUGCGUUCGAUCAUCUUCUGGGUGCUGCUGAUGUGGCCCGGCCGGUGCUCGGAGGACGAAGAGCGGCUGGUGAGGGACUUGUUCCGCGGCUACAACAAGCUCAUCCGGCCCGUGCAGAACAUCACGCAGAAAGUCAACGUCCGCUUCGGGCUGGCCUUCGUCCAGCUCAUCAACGUCAACGAAAAGAGUCAAAUCAUGAAGUCCAAUGUGUGGCUUAGAUUGGUGUGGAACGACUACCAGCUGCAGUGGGACGAGGCGGACUACGGCGGCAUCGGGGUGCUCCGACUGCCGCCCGACAAGGUCUGGAAGCCCGACAUCGUGCUCUUCAACAAUGCCGAUGGGAACUACGAGGUGCGCUACAAGUCCAACGUGCUCAUCUACCCGGACGGCGAAGUGAUGUGGAUUCCGCCCGCCAUAUACCAGAGUUCGUGUACGAUCGACGUGACGUACUUCCCAUUCGACCAGCAGACUUGCAUCAUGAAGUUCGGGUCGUGGACGUUCAACGGUGACCAAGUGUCCUUAGCGCUGUACAAUAACAAAAACUUCGUAGACUUGUCGGACUACUGGAAGUCCGGCACUUGGGACAUCAUCGAGGUACCGGCCUACUUGAACAUCUACGAGGGCAACCUUCCAACCGAAACGGACAUCACGUUCUACAUCAUCAUGCGGCGCAAGACUCUGUUCUACACCGUGAACCUGAUCCUGCCCACGGUGCUCAUCUCCUUCCUGUGCGUGCUGGUGUUCUACCUGCCGGCCGAGGCGGGCGAGAAGGUCACCCUGGGCAUCAGCAUCCUGCUGUCGCUGGUCGUGUUCCUCCUCCUGGUGUCCAAGAUCCUCCCGCCGACGUCCCUGGUGCUGCCGCUGAUCGCCAAGUACCUGCUGUUCACGUUCAUCAUGAACACGGUGAGCAUCCUGGUGACGGUGAUCAUCAUCAACUGGAACUUCCGGGGCCCGCGCACGCACCGCAUGCCCCCGUGGAUCCGCGUCGUCUUCCUCUACUACCUGCCCAUGUUCCUGCUGAUGCGCCGGCCCAAGAAGACGCGGCUGCGCUGGAUGAUGGAGAUGCCGCAGAUGAACGCGCCCCCCCAGCCGUCCUACGGCUCGACCAUGGACCUGCCCAACUACUUCCCUGCGGGGCGCGCCAAGACGGAUGUGAUGGAGCUGUCCGACCUGCACCACCCCAACUGCAAGAUGAGCAAGCCGGUGCCCCUGGUCGCGGACGGCAAGUCGGGGGACGCGGGCCGCCGGGAGAGCGAGAGCUCGGACUCGCUGCUGCUGUCGCCGGAGGGCUACAAGGCCGCCGAGGCCGUCGAGUUCAUCGCCGAGCACCUCAGGAACGAGGACCAGUACAUCCAGAUCCGGGAGGACUGGAAGUACGUGGCGAUGGUGAUCGACCGGCUGCAGCUGUACAUAUUCUUCCUGGUGACGACGGCGGGCACCAUCGGCAUCCUCAUGGACGCGCCUCACAUAUUCGAGUACGUCGACCAGGACCGCAUCGUCGAGAUAUACCGCGGCAAGUGAACCCCUGCGGGCGAAACGUAUCUCUCCUCCCAGUCUCUCUCUGCCGCGGAGCUCUUCGUCAAGAAGUCGAACACGCAGCUGCUCCCAGAUGGCGCAGCUGCCUGCCAGGUGGCACAUCUGUGAGAACAAGAACGCAAAAUGGUUUUUUCUCAUAUUUUCAUUUCAUGGUCCAAGAUCACCGCCGUAAUCACACGUCUUGUUCAGCCUGCCACGGAUGUGCCUCGAUUUUAGGUAUCAAAAUUGAAUCACAACAGAGAGUGUAAACGGGAAUCCGAGGCACCACGAACAUAAAUGAAAUACGAACUUUUUUUACUGAUACAAAAAAGUAAAUUAAGUGUCGACACAUCAUUAUAUUUGAGACGGAUACAAACAAUUUUUUUGUUUUUCGUGUUCCGAAGUACAGGUAAAUAAAAAAUUUGUGAACUUACAGAAGGGUGGAUAAAGGGAGAAAAAGCUGACAUAUUUUAUUUUGUAUAGCUCUUUGAUGCAUUUGUGCAUUGCUUGCUUAGUUAUAUGUACCAGAACUGUUGUUUACACGGGUGAAAAGUGAAAACUUUCUUCCGUAUUGAAAUUAACCGUACACCUCUUUUCUCCUGGUUGGACAUGUUUAAACACCAUUUUUCGAGCCUCCCUCCAUAGAUUCUGAUGAUGUUAUUUACUACACCAGGCAAUCACGGAAUGCCGUUUUAUGCAGAUACUUUUCGCCCGAGCAGGGUAUUAUGGUACUGCGUUCUUUCGCCCAAGCAGGGUACUUUGGUACUGCGUAGCCCGAAAGUUGUCAGGCACAGUUAUUUGUUCAAAUAUAAGGUUGUGCAAGUUUUAACGUGUAUACAUUUUAUAGAGCUGUUGAAUUUAAGAUUUGUUGUGAUACUAAAUAUGUCAUAUUAAUAACUUCUCUUGUGUAGUAUGUAGUUUGAGGAAUAUGUUAACCAUUUACUAAAUGCAUAAUUAAAUAACUAUAUUAGCGUUGCAUAUGAAGGUAAAAAAUACGUAACAUGCGAGACCUAUGAAUUCGUAACAAAUAUAAAAUGUACGAGUUUGUUAAAAAUAGGAAAAUUACCAUUAUUUGUAUGAUCAUAUUAAUGAAACAACUAUGAUUAAUUAUUAAAAUAAUUUCUGCAUAAGGAUAUAAUUUUUUUACGGGUUAGUGUAUUUGUGAGUUCAUAUGUUUAAUCCAUCUGUUAAUCUACGAAAUGUAAGAAUAAAACAAAUGUACAAUUGCAUAUUUACUCACUUACUAAGCAUGAACACUUAAAAACUAUAAAAACAAAAUGAACGAGACGAAUUAAAAGUUGAUUAGAGUGCAAAUUAUUUACAACUUGACUGUAGAAUACAAUCAGAUUAUUGAUAAAUGUUUAAAAAAUCGGUGAUAUCACAGUAGGCCUACCUCAGAAUUUGGUUACAAAUCCCCCCUUCUUCCCAAACACUUCUAGAAUAGUAAAAAAAAAGAGUGAUUACAAAAAAUAAUCUUUCUCAGUCCGCACAUGACCUUCGAAGUCAGUUUAUUAAAUUUUAAAUGUAUUUUUUUUACAUUUAGUUUGUAAUUUUGUGCAAUGUGUAACUUUAAUGAAUUUCAAGUAUGCUUGAAAUAAUAAGAUAAAACAAAGGAUUUUAAGAAUGACUUUUCAAGACAUAAGAAAUUUGUAUAAAUUGCGUUUCAAGGUGCUACUUCUUUUCAAAAUUUCGGACUACCACUUUAGUGAAAGUUAUUCCAUACCACCGAAAACACAACUUGAAAUUUAGCCCACCAUUGUUACAAAUUACGCAACGAUAAUGAUGUUUGCGAUAAAAAAAGAAGCUUGCUUAGCAAAAUAACAAUUUUGAGUAAGAAAGUUAAUUUUUUUAAUUGGUUAAUGUUUAUUCGCGUUACUGAUUAAUGCCUGUGAGCUAAUAAAAUGGGUGCCUCACAAUUAGACGGAAUCUUAAAUUGCACCCAUAAACGUUGCGAACAAUCGUCUUUAAAUUACUUGUACAUUGGAAAUUUACUUAACGCAAGAUGCCUGGCAUAGCAGUAAAAUGCGCCACUGAUAUCGGCCACAACUUUAAUUAAAUUUAUAAUAUAGUUUUUGUUGAUCGUUUGUAAAAGGCCCUGUCGAAUGAGUUGGGAAAUCGAGUCCAUCUGGCUCUAGUUUUUAGCAUCGUAUGUGUAAUUUGUUGCAUUUAGUCUUAUUUAAAUCUGUAUAUAUUUAUUCUUUAGUUGGACUUUGUAUAGUGCAAGUAGUCCAGCUGAGUUAUGCCGUUGUGGACCAGACAGUUCCCCGAAGAGACGCACAGAGUGCAGAGUGCAGAGUGGCGCAUGUUGAAAACACUCACUAAAAUAAAAUUGAAAUUUAUACAUAUAUUUAUUAAAAAAAAAAAAUGACAGCACAGUUAUAACAUUACACGGUAGAGCCAGGAUCUAAAGGAAGAAUUUGGUCUGAAAUUAAACUUAUUUAACCUUUUAAUACAAUAUUACACACAAUUGAAAAUGUCAUACUCAUUAAAAAUUUACAUUGGUAAGUGAGGGCAGGUAUAAUCGAGGCUUAAAUACAUAUCCAAAUAAUUCUUUUUUUGAACAACUACAGUAUUCAGGAAAUUGGAUUCAAAGCGCAUAUAAAUAACUGAUAGUCUAGAUCCAAGUUAACGCAAUAGUUCGGGAUAUAAAGAGGAACGGUCUUUUCAAAUGUCCAUUUGAUGGUUUUGAGAACUUCAAGAGCAAAUUUAUAUUUUAAUCUCAGCAUGAAUUAAAGGCAUGAACUUAAGUGGUG
Molecule: messenger RNA, 4537 nt
Organism: Bacillus rossius redtenbacheri
Lineage: Eukaryota; Metazoa; Arthropoda; Insecta; Phasmatodea; Bacillidae
Product: acetylcholine receptor subunit beta-like 1
Exons: 7
Coding region: 252-1790 (512 amino acids)
Biological process (GO): chemical synaptic transmission; nervous system process; regulation of membrane potential
Cellular component (GO): postsynaptic membrane; neuron projection; synapse
Molecular function (GO): acetylcholine-gated monoatomic cation-selective channel activity; transmembrane signaling receptor activity
Source: RefSeq, a predicted model, not a curated record